ACUGUAUAGUAUAUAAUUCUAUAAUUAUUAUUUCAUUUGUACAUAGAUGAAAAUUCUAGCAACUCAUGCGAACAGUUUAUGGAAAAUAGUGGCAUGGCGCGUUUUAUUAAAUGUAUUGAUUUGUUUCCAGACGAUAAAGAUUUAUUAUUUUUUAUUUUUGGAACUUUAUCAAAUGUUUCUGAAUGUGACCUGGUUAAUGGGAAACUCAUUGCUAAAGAUUACAUUCAACGAAUGGUAAAACAUUUAAAUCAACAGGCUUACGGUUAUACCAUAUGUGGGUUUGUAGCGGAUAUACUAACAAAUAUAGCUGCAAUUGAUAUUACCCAAUGGCCUGAAGAUUUAUCAGAAGAAUGUAAACGUGAUUUUGUUCUUGGUAAAAUAAAAACAGAAAUAUCUGCUUGGAAAGUUAAUUUCGAUUUAUGUUUCCAAUUUAACUCCCUGGCACCUCUAAUAAAAUUAAUAAAACCGAAUAUUCCUGCAGAUUGCUAUAUAUUACCAGUUUGGAGAUUGGCUAACUGUACCAGGGUUGAAAGUUCACAAUACUGUCCUAUGUUGGAAAAGGAGGGUGGGCUACAAGUAUUGGAGGAUUUAAUUAAGAGGUCAGACGUUAUGCGAGAUAUUAAAAUGUUGGCGGCCUUGACAUUAUACCAGUGCGAGUUGGCUAGAACUGACCGUGCUGCAAGUGAUAAGCUUAAAACAAGUGAGAGUACACAGGGCUGCCGAAAAGUGGUCAAACUUGAGGACCUCAUACAACACACCGCCAUCUGUGAGCACAAUGAGGCAAACCUUCCGAAAACGUGUGACGUAUGCUAUUGUGACAAAACACGUGAUCACGACUGCGUGGACGCAAUACUGGAGGCUAAAUGUAGCGCGAAUGACGAAACAGAUUUGUUAACGCGAACGGUGAGAGAGUUGAAAACUGAGGAAUCCGUGCGAACGGCGCGUAUGUUUCAAAGUGAAGACGACGGCCCCCAAGAGGUAUUCCGUCCGACCAAACAUAUGGGACUCAUCGAGUCAUUCGGCACCGUAACCAUCGCUGUUAGCCUACAACCCGUAUACAUAGAUAACUUGAUCGGCAAAAAUAAGCACAAGUUUAUGGUGCAGACGAUGUUCGCGCCCGAGGGGGCCGUCAAUCAGGAGACACUCUGGGAAGGCGUGAAUCCGGAAGCUAUUAUGACUUCAAAGCUAAAGUGUGUGUUUGAUGUGACGCCGCCUUCAAACGAGACACCUGUCCGGUAGUCGCCAACACCUCCUGUCAAUAAUACAGUUGUCCAACUGAUUAGUAGACUUACCAUCGAUUUCAGAUCGUCGACACAACAAAAAAAAGUAAAAUUUUGAUUAAAAUAAUUUUGACUUUUAUUUAAUGAUUCGUCUAUAUUAUAUAUUUUAAUUAUUUCUAUAAUUAUUGUCGAUUGCAUUAUAUAAUAUUUAUAUAUCUAUUGUUUAUCCAACAAAAGUUAAUAACCGG
Molecule: messenger RNA, 1468 nt
Organism: Oppiella nova
Lineage: Eukaryota; Metazoa; Arthropoda; Arachnida; Sarcoptiformes; Oppiidae
Source: the annotation of a GenBank genome assembly